Messenger RNA from Penicillium vulpinum, 234 nucleotides. RefSeq names its product hypervirulence associated TUDOR domain-containing protein. NCBI's taxonomy places the organism in Eukaryota, Fungi, Ascomycota, Eurotiomycetes, Eurotiales, Aspergillaceae. Bases 1 to 234 code for a protein of 77 amino acids. The transcript is spliced from 3 exons. The record is from RefSeq and is a predicted model, not a curated record.
AUGGGCGGUAACAAAGUUACAGAUAAACACGGUAAUAUUAUUAAACCUGGCAACUAUGUUAGCACCAAAAUCCGCGGCGGGACGCAUGAAGGACAUGUGGAAGAGAUAAUCACGGACAAGGAACGAGCGGAAGAGGUUGAUGUGAAAAAUCCGCCAAAAGUACGCUUCGAGAACAAGGAUGGUAAAAUGGUGGCACACAACCCAGGCACCUUGGAAAUAAAUGACGCGCAAUAA